Musa acuminata subsp. malaccensis (wild Malaysian banana) is the source of this 997-nucleotide messenger RNA. RefSeq names its product dihydroneopterin aldolase 1. Gene Ontology annotation, molecular function: dihydroneopterin aldolase activity. Gene Ontology annotation, biological process: folic acid-containing compound metabolic process. The record is from RefSeq and is a predicted model, not a curated record. Gene Ontology annotation, cellular component: cytoplasm. Lineage: Eukaryota; Viridiplantae; Streptophyta; Magnoliopsida; Zingiberales; Musaceae.
AUCUUAAUGGGCGAAAGGGCAAGGAGUGUUGGGCCCACAAAUUUAGGGUGGCCCGUAGACGACGGUCGGCGAAGGGGGCGUGUGGGUUUAGGUGGCCGGAAGCACAUUCGGAAGGGCAAGCCAAGGCAGGGGGGAUGAGCCUGUUGACGGCGGCGGCGCUGCAGGGGGUGGCGCUGGCCAGGAUCUUCGGACACGUCCUGAAUCCUUUGGGGAAGCGGUCCCCUCACAAGAUCCUCCGGAAGAAGCUCAUCGGAGACAAGGUCGCCCAGUGGUACCCUUACGACAUCAAGAAUGACGAUCCCCUCGUCCUCGCUCGCGAGGAGAAACUGUUCAUCAUCAAUGGGUGACCGUGAUUUUGUUGAUAAAGACAAGCUGAUACUAAGGGGCUUGCAGUUUCAUGGAUUUCAUGGUGUGAAACUGGAGGAAAAGAAGCUUGGUCAAAAGUUUAUGAUCGAUGUGGCUGCUUGGAUGGACUUGAGCAAUGCUGGUAAAUCUGAUGAUAUUUCUGACACAGUCAGCUAUACUGCUAUUUACCGGAUAGUGAAGGAAGUGGUGGAGGGUCCGUCUCAGAAUCUGCUGGAGUCGGUAGCUCACUUGAUUGCAAAUACCACGUUACUUCAAUUCCCUCAGAUAUCUGCUGUGAGGGUGAAGGUGGGGAAGCCUCAUGUGGCCGUUCGUGGCACCAUCGACUACUUGGGCGUUGAAAUCCUCAGAUACAAAAAAGCGUCCUCUGUGGAUUAAGAGGCUCUGCCAAACCAUGGAUGUGUUGAUGAUGAUGCGAUCGGUCCUUAUCGAAAGGUAUGUAUGUAUCUAUCUAUCUAUCUAUUAUAUCAUCGAACAUGUGUUUUGACUUGCUGGCCACGCACGUAGUGGGCAGGGUGUCUUUAAAAGUCGUGUUGCUGAACCGUCGUGAAUCCCAGCCGAUCGAUCGAUCGAUUGAUCCUUCUUGUUGAUCGAUCGGCUAAUAAAUAAGAAACAAAGGACCACUUCACCCGGU